Rhopilema esculentum is the source of this 3635-nucleotide messenger RNA. RefSeq lists its product as uncharacterized. Lineage: Eukaryota; Metazoa; Cnidaria; Scyphozoa; Rhizostomeae; Rhizostomatidae. The record is from RefSeq and is a predicted model, not a curated record.
UUAUUAAUGCUUUUUGAUAUUCAAUGGCUAAGUCAGUUACUUCAUACUCAAAAUAAACAACUUUGUUUGAUGGCAAGUGCUGUCUUACCAAUAAUGCAACAAAAUCGUCUAGCAAACAAAGAUGUUCACAAAACGCGUGUCCAUGCGAUUUCCCGCAGGCCAGCACAGUUACUCGCAGACAGCUAGUGGUCGAGACAGAACGAUUGUUUUGAAAAAAUCGCCAGACAACGAAAAGUACCCGUCCAGAUCAACCAUGUGUGGUGGGUAAGUGUAAAAGCAAAGAUAGCAAAGCCUUGUCCAUGGAGAUGACAAGUGGCAAAGCUAGAUAACAUGAUAUAAUCAAGCAAAGAAUAUAGCAUCUGUUUUUCUGGAACCUUCAAAUGGCAGGAGGAAACAGAUGCUGAGAAGAGAAAAAGAAAGGAAUCAUGAUAACCUUUGUAAUAACUCUAAUAUUAGCCACUGUAUCAGUUAACACCCGCCAUUUGAGCCUGCGCAGUGGGCUUUCUGUCAUCAGGGACAAAGUUACACCAGAAGAAAUAUCAGAAGUAAUUCUCAACCCACGAAGAAGUGACCUAUCUUCAUUAUCAGUCGGCCAAAAUCAGAUUGACGCAGCUAAAAUACAGACCAUUAUUGAGGAGCAGCACCACAUAGAGACACAACAUGAAAGAGAGGUAAGGGCGGUUCAGCAGAUAACAACACGAUUGAUAAAGAAAGCAGAGGAAGAUUUGGAUUAUACUCCAGACCAUUUUGUUAAUAAGAGCCGUUUGAAACGCGUAGUUAUGACGCAAGGAAACCACAAGCCAAAACCAAUGCCAGCUGCUUUUCUCAAUGCGGUUGCGCGUAUUAUCGUUCCAGCCAGACCUGAGAGCAAGUCAACAGAAAAUACUGCAGAAGCUAAACCAAGGCUUUUAAGACUUAGUACACCAAAUAAAUGAGAUGUAUCUAGAAUCUGUUAGGAUCCGUUAGACAUUGCCAUAAAAUGACGCAAGCUUAGGCCAAAGGCUGUGUAGCUACCAGGGUAACGCUCUUAGGGAAAAUUGGAGAAAGUUGAUCUAUAUAUUAGAAUACAGAUUUGUUAAAAUGGCACCAGACCAUAUUUUUAACUAAUAAAUCUUAUUCAAUUUAAGCCAUGACUAUGUAGGCUAUUGGAAACGAGUUCUAGAGCUCUACACUUAGAAUGUAAAAUUAGCUUACUCAUAGAAAAGAUCUCAACUAAGUUGAUAAGAGAUUUUAAUUCAACAGGUAGACAAAUAAAUGUGCGUUCUGAAAAGAGAAAUCAGGAAUAAAUUCUAGGAAUAACCCCAAUUACCCCCAUUUUUUGUAGGGAGGCAUUCCUACCUGAGAAAUAACCUUGAAUGCCCUCGUUAUUCCACAGUCUGCAAAGCAUGAAUGCAAUGAUUGGAUCCCAUGCUAACAAAAGCAAAAUCUAAUUUGCGUGCACCUAUACGAUCAUGGUGGAACAGGUGUAACGUAGCUUCUUGGUUUAAAAUCCUUUUCUGGGUGCGCAGCUCCUUAUUCUAGGAUGCGAAGGAGAAACUUAAAAGUUCGUAUGUUGACUGGCUAUUUCGUACUCUGCAGACUGGAUUUUUCCAACACAUUAAAAAUACUCGUAUGAAAUGACAUGUUUUUAAGCAAAAAUAUAGGAAUCAUUAAUGAAUUUGAGAAACAUAACAAUUUAUCAUGGUCAUGGCACCAAAAGAUGUUGCUAAAAGGUUACUGUUGAAAGUAGAAAUACAACCUUUAAAAGGCAUUCACUAACCUUGAAAGAGCCCUUGAAUUAAUUUGGAAGAGGGCACGUUAAUCCCUUAAUCCUUCCUAAUUCAAAAUCUCUGUUUUUGAGGUCGCAUAAGGAUAAAAUACCAAACUGAGGUUGCAAAAAUCAUAUAGUAAACAGUUAAUGUGAAGGAAAGCAAUGAGUCAGCUUUUCAAAAUAAUUAAACGAAGUAUCUUAAUAGGAAGGUGUCAUUUGGAAAGUACUGCUUGCGGGUAUUGCUAACAGUUGUAUUGAAAAUUAUAAGUACCCUAGCAAGAUCUUUCACAUUCAUGGAAACAGAAGAGUAUUAAUUAGCAAUGUUGAAGAUUGCACACAAUUACUGGAAACAGAGCAUAUUAAAGAACUUUUCGUCCGACACUUUUCAGAGUUUAACUUUUACGGUACUAGAAACUUAUUUAAUUAGAUAUGUAUAUAGAAAAAGGCGUUUGGUGUUGGUAACUGAGUCAAGAAAAUGUGGUAGUCCCGCGGACAAGAGAUUACUGACACAAAAAAGGACUUGGUUUUUACUUGAUGCCAGACCAGGCUGUUUUCUGUACAUCAUAAAUUCAUGCUAAGAUAAAAAGUUACUUAUUGUUUGUUAGGCAAACCACUUUUCUGGAUUCUGGUUACGACAGAAAUAAAGUAGAAAUAAUAAGCAUUAGAAAUAGUUACUUAGAGCUUAACCGGAUUUGAUUGAAAAGAUAAUUAAAUUUAUGUAGAAGACUUUCAAAGUUUAAUGAAAUCCCAAUCUAUUAUUCGUUAUAUAUCAAAUCAGAUUCAAAUUUUGUUUUUAUCUUGGUUGUUCUUAGUUUACAUUUCCAGGAAGAAAAUCAAAUCUAACUGCAGCGCCAUCAUUACAUUGGAAGAGACCAUGAAAUUGAAAGGGAAAAGGGCAGCAUUGACCAAUGAAUGUUUCCAGUAUAUUUAAUCAAACAAAGGGAUACCCUGGGUACCAGAGUAUAAGUCUUGUACCAAGGGUAACAAAAGGUUUGUUUCGACCGAAUUUUCUUCACAGCAUUGGAAAAAUCAGAUAAUUCAAAAUCUGUUCUACAAAUACUAUCAAGAUUUGUGAACAAUAACGGGUAAAAGAAUAAUUUUGCUUUUUAAUUCAUCUUUAACUCUUGCAAAACGUUUUCAUCACGUCCCAAACAGCCUGAUUGACUAAUGGUUAAAAAUAGUAAAAAUAAAUUAUGUGUUUACUUAUAUAUAAUACUUUGAAGAUGAUCGAAAUAAAAACACACAAAUUAUUCCUAAAAUCAGAAGUAAAUAAUUCGUAAAAAUGUGUUCAUAGUAAGAUCAAUUUUGUGAGCAAGUUCAAUGCAAAAAUACACAUUCUGACCAUUUUGAAGUGACGAAUUCACGAACUGAAAAGCAUGGGCUUUAGUGAUGAAGCAAGGACCGUCGACAUGGGAGGGGAUCCGGGGCAAGUGUCCCGGGGCCGAGCUCAAUCUUGGGUCCGCUAUUGUGGAAUCUACAUUAGUUGUGAUAUUCUCAAGUCUACAUUCUUUGUCAAGCAAGGGGCCUACGCGCAUUGGUUGCCCUGGGGCCUAGCCUCGUUCUCGGCGGUCCUUUGAAAAAGCACCAUUACGAGGAUUUUGCUGAAGACGAUGAUGGGUCUCUCGCCUGUUGCCGUGCCUGUUGCCCGUUUGUGACGCACACUAGAGCCCAGUCUAUUACUGGAUGUCAAAGAGUUAAGAGCAGGUAUAAAAAAUCAAAAAUUAUCUUUGUGGCUCUCUUUUUUAAGAUUCAAACACUAUUUUGGUUAAUUUUCGCAUUAAUCCAAUGUAAACUGAUUUGUUUAUUAGAGAAGUGUUAAGAAAUUAGAGAUAAAAAUAAAAGUUUUGUUAAAAAAUUGUUAUAGACUUUUACUAUCGGCGGUUAU